Messenger RNA from Eimeria maxima, 636 nucleotides. RefSeq lists its product as hypothetical. NCBI's taxonomy places the organism in Eukaryota, Apicomplexa, Conoidasida, Eucoccidiorida, Eimeriidae. Bases 1 to 636 code for a protein of 211 amino acids. The record is from RefSeq and is a predicted model, not a curated record. The transcript has a single exon.
AUGCAUCGAUCAUUAAAUUCAUCUCCUGUUGAUUUGUUGCUUGAUGGUGAACAAUUACAUCUACAACAAGUUAUACUUAAUGGUCAAGUACUGCAGCAGCAGCAGCAGCAGCAGCAGCAGCAGCAGGAGGGACAGCAGCAACAGCAGCAGCAGCAGGAGGGACAGCAGCAACAGCAACAGCAGCAGGAGGGACCACAGCAACAACAGAAGCAGGAGGGGGAGGAGGGACAGCAACAACAGAAGCAACAACAGGAACAACAACAGCAACAGCAACACCAGCAGCAGCAGCAACAGCAACAGCAGCAGCAGCAGCAGCAGCAGCAGCAGCAACAGGAGUUAGGUUAUAAAUUAUUAGAUGAUGGUAGUUUAUUAAUACCUAGUGGUUUAUUACCUGCAGCAGGAGGUGUCUCCUUUGUGCUGCAGCUAGAGGUGCAUAUACACCCCAAUAAGAACAGGAGCAAGAGGGGACUAUUUAUAUCUAAUGGUAUCCUUCUUACUCAAUGCGAACCUGCAGGCAUAAAAAGAGUCUCCUUUUUUAUUGAUAGACCUGAUGUACUUACUACAUUUAAGGUAUUUAUCCAGCAGCAGCAGCAGCAGCAGCAGCAGCAGCAGCAGCAGCAGCAAGAAAUGCAGUAA